Molecule: messenger RNA, 1538 nt
Organism: Leptidea sinapis
Lineage: Eukaryota; Metazoa; Arthropoda; Insecta; Lepidoptera; Pieridae
Gene: Bub3
Product: mitotic checkpoint protein BUB3
Exons: 5
Coding region: 161-1159 (332 amino acids)
Biological process (GO): mitotic spindle assembly checkpoint signaling
Cellular component (GO): mitotic checkpoint complex; kinetochore; bub1-bub3 complex
Molecular function (GO): ubiquitin binding
Source: RefSeq, a predicted model, not a curated record
CAGCGGCAACUGCGAGUGCGGUACCUACUACUGCGGCUUUGGGUAAUGGGUUUGUGAUUGCGAUUUGCGACGGUAACAUAAUCACCAAAUCCAAAACUUUUGACUUAAUAGUUUUUAUUAUUUGAUUGGUUUUAAUAUAGUAAUCAAAAUUGCUUCCACAAUGACAGUAACUCGGGUGGCAGAAUCCCGGACGGAAUUCAAAUUAAAAAGUCUUCCCGAGGACGCAAUUUCGAGUAUUAAAUUUGCGCCGAAAUCAAAUCAGUUUCUUUUGGUAGCCUCUUGGGAUUGUUCUGUGAGACUCUACGAUGUGUCAGCUAAUAUUGAAAGGCAUAAAUAUAACCAUGAGUUGCCCGUUUUAGAUGUUUGUUUCAGAGAUUCUGUACACUCAUACAGUGGAGGCGUAGAUCAAACUCUGAAGAUGUUUGACUUGAAUGCUACAAGUGAAACAGUACUAGGUGAUCACAAAGGGGCCAUUAGGUGUGUAGAGUUUGCAAGUGAGGUGAACGCUAUACUGACUGGAAGUUGGGAUGGAACUGUGAAGAUGUGGGAUAGUAGAGUGCCAAACUGUGUAGGUACAUAUAAUCAAGGAAAUGAAAGGGUGUACACAAUGAGUAUAGUUGGAGAAAAAUUUGUUGUUGGGACAUCAGGACGUAAGAUAUUUGUGUGGGAUGUGAGGAACAUGGGGCAUGUGAAUCAACGGAGAGAAUCCUCUCUCAAGUACCAAACUAGAUGCAUAAGAGUUUUCCCUAACAAACAAGGCUAUGUUUUAAGUUCUAUUGAGGGCCGUGUCGCAGUUGAAUAUUUGGAUAGUAAUCCAGAAGUACAGAAAAAGAAGUAUGCAUUUAAGUGUCACAGGAUUAAAGAUGGAGGUAUUGAGAAGAUAUAUCCAGUUAAUGCAAUUAGUUUUCACUCAGUGUACAAUACAUUUGCUACAGGGGGUUCAGAUGGCUACGUCAAUAUAUGGGAUGGUUUUAAUAAAAAACGACUUUGCCAGUUCCACAGAUAUAACACAGCAGUCUCAUCCCUAAGUUUUUCUCAUGAUGGCUCUGCACUUGCCAUUGCUUGCUCACAACUAGAUGAGACCCAAAUUGAAGAUCCCAAGCCCGAAGACACCAUCUACAUUCGAUAUGUUACUGACCAAGAGACCAAACCAAAAUGAGGGUGUCCUGUGGGUGCUGUAUGAUUUUGUGAUGGUAUUGCUAUGUAGUACCUAUAUAUCCUAAACUAUACCAUAGAUGUAUAAUAUGCUCAUGAUAAUAAAUAAAAUUGGUUCCAAGAAGACAUCUAAGGUUCUCUUCAUUUGUAACGAAUAAAAACCGAUCUGUGAGCAUUUUCCGGUGCGCCACAUGAAACAAACUUGCACUAAUUACUUGGCAGUAGUACAUUCAUGCAUUAUUUCACAUAUUAGAUUAGGUUUGGGAGUAUCUACAUAGAGUUGUUAUCACAAUAUCAUAACACCAUGAGUGUUGGAGGUUAAUAAAAGUGAAGUUUAAGUGGACUAUAAUUAAUAAGUUUUUAAUAAAUAUAUCUCUAAAGUG